AGAGGUCGUACCGGACUCGAGUUCUACUUCUACCGGCUAUCGAUCGCUCCGCGUGAUGAGUGGCGGCGCAUAAAACACCCCCGACCUGCGGGUGAUCUUUUAGUCCAAUCCAAACUAAUACAAAUCGAUCUGCGAGGGCGGUGGCGCGGGAUCGAGACGGAGACGGAGACGACGGAGGCGGCGGCGAGGAGCACCAAUAGCCUGCAGAGGCGGCGGCAGGAAAACAAUCGCGCGAACAACGAGGCCAAGAAGCCGCGCAGCGGGGGUGACUACGCGGAGCCGAACCCCGACGAGUACCGCCAGAAAUUCAUGUUCUUCUGGAAGCACAUGUGCGAUUACGAGGAUGUCACUCGGGGGCCUAUGAGCCACACCGACGGCGACGGAACCCGCCCCGCAACGAUGAACCCUUGCCUGGAGAUCUACUCGUGGGAGGUGACGGAGCUCAGGGGGGGAUUGGAGUGGCCCCUCUAUGUUUUCGGCUUCGCUGCUGUCCGUGACUCGCUGGAUAAAAAGCGAAACUUCAUCUUCAACCGCAGCAGGGACGAUCCUCAGAGACUCACUGCCACGGAUUCUUCUCUAGAGCUGACAGGCCCUGUUCGUGCAGUUCAGUUGUGUACGGCCACUGAAAUCGAGUUCCAACUCAGAGUCAAGGGUGAAACACCAUCGGAGGACAGAAUUCUAAGCACUGAUUUCUGGGCAUACGAUCCAGUUCGUGGCUGCCAUACAAAAGGGGUAUCUAGGAAAAAAGAAAUCGCCACCAAAUUCUCCACCAUGAUGCUGACAUUUUCCCACCUUGCAAAGGCUUUAGAAGCAACUAUACAAGAUGGCUGAAUCAUCCUCAGGCGACUUCCGUGGGCGAUUCACCGCCCAAAUGGUUGGUAUUAACGAUGAAGUGGUGCUUGCUGAUUCCAAGGACCGGGUGGUGCCUGUGAACGCUGAUGGCGUGGUUCAGCUCUCCCGACGUGUGGUUGUGGUGGAUGGAGAUGGAGGAGUGCUGCGGAUCAGGGUUCAGGCUUGUCAAGAUCCGUUGGAAGGCUGUGACAAUAAUGGGAUUAACGUUGCUUGUGUGGAAGAUAGCAUCGAGUUCACCGCGAAAAGUGCUAAAAACUCAACUGGUACACUUGAUGUUGGUUUUGCGAAGAUGUCGGUUACAGUAUUUUGGUCACUUCUUCCAUUUGUGUAGUAGCACUUCAGUCCGCCAAUAAGGCAGUAGUGUUCAAGUCUAUGUAGUGCUACAUCAUCGGUUGGAGCAUGUUAAUUAUAAUGGUGCUUUUCCCGUGCGAGCAUCCACAAUGUGUGUAGCAUAGAAGAGGGUCUUAGGUGCACACUGCUAAGCAGAGGCCUUAGGUUGUAAAGAUAAAAACAAGUACUUGUGAACAACAUAUGCGUAGAGGCGACCAUUGUUGAGGAGUACUAAAUCCAAACCAUUGUUGUGUUUUACAUCGA
Brachypodium distachyon (stiff brome) is the source of this 1446-nucleotide messenger RNA. RefSeq lists its product as uncharacterized. Bases 310 to 831 code for a protein of 173 amino acids. NCBI's taxonomy places the organism in Eukaryota, Viridiplantae, Streptophyta, Magnoliopsida, Poales, Poaceae. The transcript has 3 exons. The record is from RefSeq and is a predicted model, not a curated record.